Messenger RNA from Melanotaenia boesemani (Boeseman's rainbowfish), 5604 nucleotides. It is a transcript of the gene strn4, whose product is annotated as striatin, calmodulin binding protein 4. Gene Ontology annotation, cellular component: dendrite. Gene Ontology annotation, molecular function: protein-containing complex binding; armadillo repeat domain binding; calmodulin binding. The record is from RefSeq and is a predicted model, not a curated record. The coding region runs from base 161 to 2476 and encodes 771 amino acids. Lineage: Eukaryota; Metazoa; Chordata; Actinopteri; Atheriniformes; Melanotaeniidae. The transcript is spliced from 18 exons.
UUGCUGUGUGCCGUGUGAGGAGAGGAAGAAUAGAGGGUAGCUGAUAGAGAAGAACAGCUGGGUUGGAAAAGGGUUCGCAGCACUUUUUUUAUUAUAAUUUUUCUUUACACAUUUUUAUUGUUUCCAUCUCAUUAUCCUGGCGAAAGGUUGAACGGUUAAAAUGGAGGCGGACAGAUCCGGCGGAGGGCCAAACCCGAACUCCGGAGGCGGCGUUAGCGGAGUGGGGCGCAACCCAAACGGGCCCAAAGCAACACCGGGCCAGGCGACAUCAGCUGCGGCGGUCGGGGCGAUGGCAGCGGCGGCGGCAGCAGCAGCAGCAGCCGGGGCCAUUCCAGGGUCGUUGCAGCCUCGGGAAACACAGGACGGGGACUCGGGUAUGACGCUUCCCGGAAUCCUGCACUUCAUCCAGUACGAGUGGGGACGCUUCCAGGCCGAGAAAUAUCGCUGGGAGGCAGAGAGAGACGAACUCAGGGCUCAGGUGGCAUUCCUACAGGGUGAGAGGAAAGGACAGGAGAAUAUGAAGCAGGACCUGGUUAGGCGGAUCAAAAUGUUGGAGUAUGCUCUCAAACAAGAAAGGGCUAAGCACCAGAAGCUGAAGACGGGGAGUGACCAGAGUCCCGGAGACAAGAAGCCAGAGAUAGAGGCAGAUCAGCUUCCCAAUGGACCAGCAGAGUCAGACUCAGAGCCAGCCAAUCAGAUGUCCUGGAAAGAGGGACGUCAACUACUACGCAAAUAUCUUGAGGAAGUUGGUUAUUCAGACACUAUUCUGGACAUGCGCUCUAAACGUGUGAGAUCCCUGCUGGGGCGGAGCAGCCCAGAGGCUAAUGGGCCCCCGCCCAGCGAAAGCUCUCCUGAGCCAGAGCCACGGGCAGGAGAGUCCUUGCUGGUCAGACAAAUAGAGGAACAAAUUAAAAGGAAUGCUGGCAAAGAAAGCUCCAAGGUACGUGCGAGUGGUUCAGUCCUGGAUAAGAUCCCUUUCCUUCAUGGCUGUGAGGAUGAUGAUGAAGAUGACAGUGACGAGGAAGAUGAUUUCCAAGGCAUAGCCACUGACUGCAUCGAUGGUCCACGAAAGAAUAAAAAGUCUCGUGUGAAGAUGAGUUCAGAGCCGAUGACCACAGGUCUGGACCCUGAGGAUGAGGAGGACGAAGAUGACUCAGAAGACGCCCUCAGUGAAUUUGACUUUCUUGGCUCAGGGGAGGAUGGGGAGGGGGCGGGAGAGGCCAGGAUCUCAGGGGAUGGACGGGAGUUAGAGAAUCGCAGGAACAAGUUACAAGGCAUGAUGUCGGACUUCCCCCCUAAACCUACCCCACCCCCUUCUGUAUCAGGACAAGCUCGCUCCGGGGAAGGUGGGGCUUUAGGUUUCUCCUCCGAUGUCUUCAUUAUGGAUGCAGUUGGAGGAGGGGACAUGAACCUGGGUGAACUGGCUGAUCUCACUGUGGCCAAUGACAAUGAUCUCUCAAUGGAUAUGCAGGAUAACAGGGAGGAAUUCAAGAAGACGUGGAACCCUCGCUUCACACUACGCAGCCAUUUUGAUGCCAUCCGGGCUUUGACAUUUCACCCCAGCCAAGCAGUGCUGCUCACAGCAUCUGAGGAUGGUACACUAAAACUGUGGAACCUCAACAAGGCCAUGCACUCUAAAAAGAACGCUGCUUUGGAUGUUGAGCCCAUCUACACAUUCAGGGCCCACAGUGGAGCUGUUCUGUCACUGUCUAUGAGUGAGGAUGGAGAAUCCUGCUACAGUGGAGGUUUGGAUGGAACCGUCAGGUGUUGGAAGAUGCCUGACCUCAACAUAGAUCCUUACGAUAAUUAUGAUCCUGGCAUUGAGAGCAGCGUGCUAGCCGGCCACGAGGACAGCGUUUGGGGUCUGACUUACACAGGAGUUCACCAUCGUCUUGCUUCAUGCUCAGCUGAUGGAACCAUUCGCAUUUGGGAUCCUCAGAACUCAUCUCCCUGUGUGUCAGUCUUCAAUAAAGAAAGAGAGCAUGGAACGCCCACUUCAGUGGCCUUUGUAGCCACUGACCCCAACCAGGUGGUGGUGUCCUUUGAUGCUGGCGAGACGCUUCUGUAUGACCUCAACACAGAGCAGAGCGUCACUGCACUGGAGACCCAGACAAAAGAUGGCAGCGAACUCAUCAACCGUGUUGUCAGCCACCCGACGGAGCCCGUCUCCAUUACUGCACAUGAGAACCGCACUAUCCGCUUUCUGGAUAACAAGACGGGGAAAGUUGUCCACUCAAUGGUGGCCCACUUGGAUGCAGUCACAUGUCUUACAACAGAUCCUAAAGGCACUUACCUCAUUUCUGGCAGCCACGACUGCUCAGUGCGCCUGUGGAUGCUGGAAAACAGGACAUGUGUGCAGGAGAUCACCGCCCACAGGAAGAAGCAUGAUGAGGCCAUUCAUGAUGUGGCCUUCCACUCUUCCCAGCCCUUCAUUGCCAGCGCCGGUGCAGACGCACUCGCCAAGAUCUUUGUGUGACAGCACUGUUGUUGUUCUGAGUUCUCCAACCACAACUCGGACAAAAGAGGUUGAAGAUGGAUACAUUUCACCUGCUCUCUCCCACUUUCACACUUGUCCUGCACCCCACUGGCUGGGUCAUCACCACAGGACAUCACCCUCCCACAUUCAACUCUUCACAGUUCUCCGAUGCCUCAGUGACUUCUUGUUAUACUAAUCACAUCUUGUAAUGCUUUUUUAUAACUUUAAAAUCCUGGCUGCUCUGUUUUUUCAAGUAAUCACAUUUGAAGUACCACUUUUCUACACUACAGUAUUCUGUUCUGCUAUUUUUUUUUCCAGUCUGCCAACUAUUAUUCCAAAGCACUUUGUGUAUAUGAUUGUGCACUUCAGCUGCUGACACACACUACCCCCAUUUCCCAGUGAAUCAACAUGGAAACACGACACACACUGCCACAUUACAUUUUACAGCUUCUUUUAAAUAGUUGAGAAAGUGCUUGUGGCUAGUAUAACAUAUAUGCAUGACCUAAAGCAGUUCCAGUUCCCAGUGGUUACAGAAAACACCCGACCCAGUCUGCAUUGGGAAUCAAUGUAGUACAUUCCAAAGACUCCAGGUAGUGUGUGUGUGUGUGUGUGUGCGUGCGUGCGUGCAUGUGGGAUUUCAUAUUUUACAUCAGAGAAUGUUUAACUUAGUUGUGUGUGUGAGGAGGCACUAGACGGUGGUUGGCCAGUGUUCAACAAAUAGCUUUAAUUUCAGAUUUGUCAGACAUCUAGUCUCAUUGUAAGACUCAUUAUCGUCCCUGUGAUUCUGCCUCUGCUUGUGUGUGUGUCUUUGAGAUCAAAUCUCACUUUGCUGUACAUGAUAAAAGAACACAUUUCCACAAUCCUUAUCCAUUUCAAACUGCUCUGCAGACUGAUGCCCUCACACCACAUUAACAAGCUACAGAUGGGCAUCAUGAGAGUGCAGCUGAAGUCAGACUGUAGAGGUGUGACGCUGGUGUGUGCUCAACAAAUGGCACACCUUCUGCCAUUUGGUGCUUUUUACUGUACAGAUAUGUGUUUGUACAUGUGCUUGUAAGUGCACUAGUUAAACCAUGGUGCUAUGAAAGACCUUGUCAGUCUUGAGUCAGAAUCAGGGACCUGUUCAGUGUACUUGUGUGUGAAAGAGAGAGUGUGGUUCUCACUCACGUGGUUGCAGAUGUUAAAAUCACCUUUUUAAACUGCAUUUAAUCAUUGAGUCAUUUCAUUAAAUGUGCUCACAUUUCAGAACUAACGGUCACUGUUAAAUAGAGGGAUGUGAACAUUGAUUGUUUCAGGCUUCAUGAGUGUACAGAGGCAAGGGUUAAAUAACAGUGAGGAUCUGCUGGAUGGUAAAGGUUUUCCCUCAGAUAAGAUGUUAUUUUUCAAGUUGGUGCCAGUUUUUUGGAUGGUAGGCAUUUCUGGUUUGUUGCUGUUUAUCCAGGCUUUGGAAAAGCGCUAAUGGCACUUUUGCUUGUGUAUUGAGGGUCCCUCUUUUCAUGGAGUGCAUCAGUUGCACAAGUGGCACAUUAUUCAGAAAGCUAAUGAAGGUAGUCUCUUUUUGUAGAGGUAUGAUGGGGAAAAACAGGAAUUCUGCCACAAAAAUAUCAUUGUCUUUUCAUAUUAGUGACACAAUUUGCUGAUUUUAUAUAGAAAGUAACCCAGAGAUUGCUCAGUUUUUCUUUUGGUAGAAAUGGUUUUACUCUGAGACACUUCUAUUUAUCUUUUUGUGUUCUGUAUUAUAGAAAUCUCUACAGAGAUCUGCAUAUGAAUGCAAGCCUUGUAUGCAGGUAAAAAAAAAAACUUUGGAGACUAGAAGGCACAGAAGACACAGACUGAAGUACUGUCGCCUGAGCUCUCGCCAGAUAUUGACAGACUACUCUGGAAGCUCAGAAACAUUGCCGUCCAGAAGUGUUACUCAUUAGUCGACUGCUGAUUAAUUCCCAAAUUGUACUGAUACAAAAAACUAUCGGGCACAUCUUUAUUUAAAGUAAAAGUUGUCCCAUGACUUUAAAAUUAUUUAGUGAAUAUUUUUCUUGUCUCGAGAAAACUGCACGAACAUGAUGUGAAAUCAGCUGUUAAAACUACAGGGUCAUAUAUAGGUUCAGAUGUCAGGUAAGAGUAUUAAAGUGACCUCACAGAUAAAUAGUCCUCAACUAAUUCCCUAACACUAACAUGCUGAAUUUACAUGCUUUUCAAAACAGGGUGGUGGACUAAUGUGUGGGAUUAGGCAACAUGUCAAUCUGCUGUUGUUUUGGCAUAAAUCUGCCAAAGAAAACAACCAGAUGCCACUACAUUAUUGUUCUGCAGCAGAUCAUAAUCCUGUUGUCACAUUAAACUGCUAUUUGGAUCCAUAUUGCACUACAUCUAAAGGUGGAUGCUUAGUUUAGGAAUGGACAAACAGGGUGAAGAAGCAACGCUUUGCAGAUGUUUCUUUUACAGCCUGCAGUGAGUACCAUGAGGGUGCAACCUGCUGUUGCUCACACCCAUUUGACAUCAAGUUACUGAUGGUCAACUGCUGGUUUCACUCUGAGCUACUGUGCCCUCACUAAGGGGGGGAAAAAAAAAAAAAAGUAUGACACAUCAAAAAAUGAUAUCGAAACAGAGGUUGUAAAUGAUGACUAGAGUUGCCAUUAUGUGCUGUAAAUGUCUAUCAUUUCCUUCUUUUUUCUUGCAUUUCUUUAAUUAUGAUUAUUAAUAUGUAAGAAUACUGUAGUAUCAUAAGUGAAUCAUUCUUCCUUGCUAGGCAUAGAACUUGCUUGUGAUUGAUAAUGGCAAUGUAAAACUUGUAAAAAAGUAAAAUAGAUAAAAAGCAAGAAAAAUUUUGAAAUGUAAAAAAAAAAAAAAACUGUUACCAGUCAGAGGCCAAGGUAAAGGACUCUCAUUUCUUUGUGUUUUUAUUUUUUUAUUAGCAAUUUAUCACUGUGUGAUAUUUUGUACAUCAUAUUAAGCUGUACUCAAACAAUUUACUCUAACUACAAGGGAUAAGAGACCUGCUUUUUAUUGAUUUUGUUUUAUUAUAUAUUUUUGAACUGCAUUCUAGCUUGUAUCAAAUGAAUCUUUUUGUUUACGGGUCCCCUGUUGGAUGUCAUUAAGGAAGAAAAGACAAAAAAUGACAAUUUUGUACAGUGAAA